UUCGUACACUCGGUAUACAUCAAGUUCGUUAUGAUAUUAUUGAAAUAAUUAUUGAAUUGCUCAAGGUUUUUUUUGAAACUGCAGAAGCAUAUAGUGAUGGUCUCAAGAGGUUUUGCACAUAUUCAAAUUCAUAGUUCUAGACGCAACCAGUGCAAGUUUAGAUGAAGAUGAAUAUCAGAUUCAAUAUUCUUAUUUUGAUGGUUUUGUGUUUAGCAGAAGCCAAAUUGCCUUCUUAUAUCCACGUUUGUAAGAAAUCUGAUCCAGACAUAGCGAAAUGCAUCAUUGAUUCGGUUUAUUCACUGAAACCCAAGUUGGCAAAUGGUAUACCAGAGCUGAAUGUUCCUAGCACUGAACCAUUGCUUCUAGAAAAAAUCCAAUUGAGAACUGGACAAUCUAGAACUAAAAUCGAUGCGAAUCUUACAAAUUUGCAAGUUUGGGGCGUAACUUCUUUUGAAAUUCUGGAACUACGCCCUGAUGUGACUAAGAACAGAUUUAUAUUCAAAUCUAAAGUACCGCAUAUUUAUUUCAAGGGUGACUACGAUCUCAACAUGGAUAUUCUUCUCUUGAAGUAUAAAGGACAAGGACCUUUAUCUGGCAACUUCACUGAUUUGUCUCUGGAUGCCGUGUUGAAAGGACAUAUCACCAAAAUAAACGGUGUAGAUCAUAUCCAGUUCAGAAAAUUCGCAGUACGCGUUGAAUUCAGUCACACCAACAUUGAGCUGUCUAAUCUGUUCGAUAAUCAAAGAAAUUUAGGCAACGCAACUAAUCAAGUACUUAACGAAAAUUCAGAAGUUCUUCUAACGGAAAUAAAACCUGCGUUAGAAAAUGCUCUAGCUUCAAAAUUCACAGAUAUUGCUAAUAAUAUAUGUAAAACAUUUUCGUACGAUGAACUGUUCCCAAAUUAAAUUUAUAUUAGCUCAUUAAAAUAUUAUUGUAGUAUUUGAAUGAAUUCCAAUUAAAGUUUACCUCAGUUGUUGUCUUGUAAA
This is a messenger RNA of Diorhabda carinulata, 986 nucleotides long. RefSeq names its product protein takeout-like. The transcript is spliced from 4 exons. The coding region runs from base 162 to 905 and encodes 247 amino acids. NCBI's taxonomy places the organism in Eukaryota, Metazoa, Arthropoda, Insecta, Coleoptera, Chrysomelidae. The record is from RefSeq and is a predicted model, not a curated record.